This is a messenger RNA of Symbiodinium sp. CCMP2456, 2070 nucleotides long. The record is from the annotation of a GenBank genome assembly. NCBI's taxonomy places the organism in Eukaryota, Dinophyceae, Suessiales, Symbiodiniaceae.
AUGGCGACAGUGGUUAAAGUUCAAUGCGAUGACGGUGAGAUUUACCGCCUGACGCUUCAAGCAGAGCCUAGCUUCGAGUCCGUGGUGCAGGUGGUCGCGAGCUGCCGUCCUGAGUUGACAGCCGCGAUGCUUUGUGAAGGCGGCAGCUGUGCUCUGAAAUACGCCGACGAAGAAGGAGAUCUAUGCACUCUUGCGCCAUCUACAUUCGUGGACUUUCUUGAGCAGCAGCGAGGAUCGAGCAGUCGCUUGCUGAAGCUGAAGCUGUUCCUUCCCAAGCAGCCAGUUUGCGAAAAAGAUGCUUCAAGCCAGCAGGAACUUGAAAGACCAGAGAGGAGAGCGCCUCUCGAAAGGCAAGGCGGGUCGUCGGUCGAUCCACCGAUCCAAGGCCCGCCGCCUGGCCUUGAGAAGGAGGAGACCGGCGAUUGUUUUGGCGGGUGCACUGGUGGUCCCGGAGCUUGGGGCCCUGGUGGUAAUGGUGGCGGGCCUCGCCGUCUUCUGGCUGCGCUGCGCAUGUUGCAGGAGACGGGGAUGCUCACUCCCGCCAUGUUCGCGUCACUGGCCGUGCAAUGGCUUCCGCUUUUGACACAGCGAGUUGCGCGCAAGGUCGACAAGAUUAACCAUGUAGCUCGCGAUGGUCUCAACGACACGUGGAAAAAACUUUUGGAAAGAAUCCAGGAGCUGGCAGCAGAAACUCCGGGAUUGGAGUCCUUUGCUUCUCCGAUCUCGGAGGCUCUUCGAGGCGGGAACGGGCAGAGGCGGCUUGGUGAAGCCAUCCUCGAGCUUCUGAAAGCACUGCGAGGGCUCAGCUUCGAGGUUCAAACGAGCUUCUGUGAGCAAGUCUCUGCCAGCCUGCUACCUUUCCUGGAGGAUCUCACCCGAUCUUGGACUGGCGAUGAGUGUGCGCCAAGCGGAAAUCUGACUCCGUGGCAGCACCAUUUCGGCAUCAAGUGUGAGGGCUGCGGUGUUAAUCCCAUUGUGGGCCCACGCUUCAAGUGCCCUGUCUGUCCCAGCUACGACCUUUGUGGCAAUUGCUACCCGUCAAAGCUCCAACUGCACGGGAACUGCCCUGGCUGCCGCAAGGACUUCCAGUGCCUUAUCUUCCCAGGCAAAGAUGCCAAGAGCAAAGGAAGCAAGGGGGUGGGAGAAAAACCAGAGAAGGCAUCGUGUGAGCAGCGAUUUGCUGAGUGGAAGGGCUGGGCUGGCAAAGGCGCGGGGCCACUAGGACUGGUGGCCUCGAUGGCUGCUGGACUCGGACAUGGAAUCGGGGCGGCUGGUGGCUUUCCAUUUCCUCCUCUUGGCAACGCCUGCGGAUUUCCUUUUCCUGGCAAUGACUUUUGCCGAAUGGACGAGGGGCAGCAGGACCUGCCUUGGAUGGACCACAUGCCCUGGGGUAAGGGCAAAGGGAAGAAGGGCUGGAGAAAAGCCAAAGGAUGGAACCAAGAGGAGCACAGAACCGAAGAGCUCAGUGCCAGCACGGAGGACGAGUUCGAGAAGAAGCUCGCCACCUUGCGCGAGCUGCGGCUCGGAAGUGACGAGGAUGUUGGCGCUCGUGGAGGGGCACCGGGCGGAAACAUGGCCGGUCGCUCCGGCUUGCCUGGAAGGGCGGAGGCGCCGAACAUCUCUGAUGCAGUCACCAGUGCCAUGAUGAACCAAUUUGCCCGGGAAUUGACAUCCAGUUCGCUAAGUCUUUGGCCGCAGUUCGUCCAGAUAGCCCGGCGAUACUUCAAUGUGCAUCAUGGAUAUGUACUUCGAAAGCUGCUCUGGCAGUUGAUGCCGUUCCACAGGUUCAGCAGUAUUCGGCAUGAUUCAGCGUUAAUUGAAAGGCUGAACAACAAGUCGGACCAAUCUGGUGGCACAGUAAUUUACCCCGUAGUGCGUUUGACGCAGCCAAACUCAUCUACCAGUGCGAUCUCUAUCUUAAACUUCCCUCAGAUGUCAGCACUUUGUGCUCAUGGAGUAGGAUCAUUCGCCUGGACUUGUUCCCAUGGCUUCGCCUUUGCCGCGUCCUGCGGGAGCUGGAGAGCAAGCAGGCGCCUCUUCAGAUUAUGGCGAUGCUUACGAGUUUACUAG